Phycomyces blakesleeanus NRRL 1555(-) is the source of this 1955-nucleotide messenger RNA. RefSeq lists its product as hypothetical. Gene Ontology annotation, biological process: retrograde transport, endosome to Golgi. Gene Ontology annotation, cellular component: Golgi apparatus; membrane. The coding region runs from base 1 to 1839 and encodes 612 amino acids. The transcript has 10 exons. The record is from RefSeq and is a predicted model, not a curated record. Lineage: Eukaryota; Fungi; Mucoromycota; Mucoromycetes; Mucorales; Phycomycetaceae.
AUGGUGACAUUAAAGCAGACUCACCCUUCUGCCCCUUCCUCGGUUGUUAAAGUAUUUAUUUUCUCUAUGCCAAGAGUUGCUGCACCAAAGUGGCUGUCAGGCCUACUUCUGUUGCUGUUGUUCUUAACACAACUACUCUCCGUACAUGCUGAGGAAGUUUACCUAACAAGUGAUGAUUUUUACUCGACCACAUGCUCUGGCGUCUGGAGUAAAAGUGCAAUUCCAGGUGGAAGAACACCAUUUAUCAAAGUGACAAUGGGAGGAAAAUCUCAUGGAAAGACUGCAAUGCUGAUUUACGAAUGGAAGGAUUACAACAACAUUGGUUAUCUUGAUAACAAGAAGCAGGAGAUGCGUUACAUUUGCGACAAGAAGGCAGUGGCUGAUAAGCUCUGUACUAAUUCAACGUUGAAUGAGUUUAUUGUUCACGUACCCGCAGCUGAAAAAAACACCACUUCCAUUCUGACCACCGUAUUCGACAUGCAACCCGACAAAAAGGAAGUAGCUUUGUACACAAUCGAGAAUACUGGCUAUUAUUGUGUUGUUCUUGUACCUGUUGGUUCCAGUGGUGAAAACUCCACAUUCUUUGAGGCUUGGGUUGAGUGGAAAUUCCCAUAUGGUGAACUUCCUGCUGUAGAUUAUCCAAAGUUACUGUUUUAUGGUAUAUUCUCGUUGGUUUAUUUGUGUGUGGGGCUUUUCUGGGGUAUCCAAUCCUUCCGUUAUUGGCAAGAUAUUUUACCUGUCCAGCACUUUUUGUCUGGAGCCAUUUUCUUUCUCACAGUCGAGAUGGCCUUUAACUUUGGAUUCUGGGAGGCUUACAAUCAAACCGGAAAGCCAUGCAAGUUUAUCUAUUUCAUUCUUCAUGUUGUUGAUUGUAUGCAUGGGAUACAGCGUCGUCAGAAGCUUUUGGAAUACUCAUCGAUUGUGUACCUCAGACCCUCACUUGGAUCUACUAUGAAGAAGUGUGUUAUUCUUGCAUGUACCCAUUUCUUUUUCGGUGUUAUUUACUCGCUUGGCACUAUGUUAUUAUCUCCUGAGACAGCUGGCUUUUUGGUUCUUCUUGUUGUAUUUCCACUUGCAAUUACCAUGACAGCAUUCUAUGUGUGGACACUUGGAUCAAUUACCCAGACAUUGGCUACACUUGGUAAGAGGAACAAGAAGAUUAAGCGGACAAGUCAAACAGAAAUCAGAAGACAGCAUGUCAAGGCCCUUAUGUACAAGCGUCUUUACCGUCUUCUCGUAUUCUCGGUAUUGAUGGUUAUGAUCAUCUUUAUUCUCAACAUGUUCAACUUUUCGGAUCGUACCCAGGUCGAUUGGGCUGCUCGUAACUGGAAGCGUAGAUGGUUUAUGUUGGACGGAUGGCUUAAUAUCCUGUACUUUAUCGUCUUCUUUGUCAUCAUUGUUCUCUGGAGACCUACGAGCUACAACUCACGUUAUGGUCUGGAGCAAUUGAGUCAGGAUGAAGAAGAAGCAAUUGCGCUCGAGAACAGUCUGAGACGGGCCGAAGGAAAUGGUACCGAGAGAUCUGGUGGAGGACGUAACCGGUCUGGUAGAAGCAUGGAUGGUGAUGAUGCCUUGUUUGAACUUGGCGACGACUUUAGCGAUGAUGAACAUGGUCAUCACAAAGGACAAGUAGGCGGAAACGCCCCAAGUCAUGGAAAUUCUCCUGCGUCUGAUAAUAGACAAGCAUCUCAAGGUGUCUCUCGAACAAAUACUCCCAAACAGAAUGCAAAUGAAGAAGAGAGUGCGCUAUUGCAUGUUAAUCAAGAUGAUGAAGACGACGAACAUUUGGAUGACAGUGAACAUGCUCAUCUUACUGCAAACACCCGUAAACGAUCAUAGAAAGAUCUUGGUUGCUGGUGAUUAAAAAAAAAGGAUAUCAUGGUUUUUUGCACCAUGUAAAAAAAAAUCAAAAUGAAAACCAUUCUUAAUAAAGAAACUACUUGACUUGAAGAUGU